Molecule: messenger RNA, 1256 nt
Organism: Choloepus didactylus (southern two-toed sloth)
Lineage: Eukaryota; Metazoa; Chordata; Mammalia; Pilosa; Megalonychidae
Product: protein FAM89A
Exons: 2
Coding region: 1-555 (184 amino acids)
Source: RefSeq, a predicted model, not a curated record
AUGAGCGGGUCGGCGCCGCCGGGGGCCGCGGGCGGUUCGGGCGGGAUUCGGGGGCUGCGGGUGGACGGGCUGCCCCCUCUGCCCAAGAGCCUCAGCGGGUUGCUCAACUCCUCGUCGGGCGGCGGCGCGUCGGGGGGCUGGCGGCACCUGGAGCGGCUGUACGCACAGAAGUCCCGCAUCCAGGACGAGCUGAGCCGCGGGGGCGCGGGGGGCGGCAGGGGCCGAGCCGCGGCGGUGCCCCCUAAGCCCCCCAACCUGGACGCCGCGCUGGCGCUGCUCCGCAAGGAGAUGGUUGGCCUCCGACAGCUGGACAUGUCCUUGCUCUGUCAACUGUACAGCCUCUACGAGUCAAUUCAGGAGUAUAAGGGUGCCUGCCAAGCGGCCGCCAGCCCAGACUGCACUUAUGCUCUGGAAAAUGGCUUCUUUGAGGAGGAGGAAGACUAUUUCCAGGAGCAGAGCGCUCUCCAGGAUGGGAGGGAACGAGGGGCUCCGCGGGACUUGUCGCUGCCUGUCUCCCCCCUCUCCAGCAGUGACUGGAUUCUGGAGUCCAUCUAGAGGGCCUCAGGAGGAAGGCGACUGUUGGGGAAACCCUUACCACUGGAUAGACUCUCCUCUCCCAAAUGCAUCUUUCCAGAGAGCUGCUCUGCCAUUCCGUUGUGGACGGUCCUCAGGCACGUGGGAUGGUGCUGCCAGUUUAAUGUGGAGGCAGGAAGCUCUCCGUUGACGCAUGGUGGCAGUCUGUGUUGAUGGUCAGAGUUUCUGCUCAGGCAGACCUAGUGGAAUGGCCAUAUCCCCGGCACCCCUGUAUUGAGGCACUGCUGCUGAGGAUUUAUGAUGAUGUAUGAGAGGAUCCUCGUCAGACAUCUUAGUGGGUGCUAGUUACCUCCUCACAGAUGGUAGCUUAUUUACACCCUCUUUCUUGUAGGGUUCCUGCCUGGCUUGGGAUGUAUAAAAACUGAAAUUUCACUGCUCCCUUUCCUCAGUUCAUUCUACAGCUUUUCUUGCUAUUUAAAUGAGCUUUUAAGCCUCCUGGUUAAGCUUUAUUUAUUUGCGACACUAAACUGUCCAGGUGACUCAGUGAAAGCUUUUUACUAAUAAAACAUUUCAGAUUACACCAGUCAACUGCCUUUUCUGAAUCUAUCAAAAAGCUUUAUAUCAUUCAUUGUCCAUCAGAUAUAAGUGGAAGGAAGAUAAUAUGCAGAUAUGUUGAAUGACAAAAAACACAAAUGGGUAAGCUAAUGUUUUGUAUCAUUCAU